AUGCCUGGCGGUGAUCUGGCUCAGUUCUUUGAGAAAAUGCUCAACAACGCGUAUAUUCACGGAAAAAACAUCAAGCAUCGAGAUAUCAAGCCCGAAAACAUCCUCCUCUCUGCUGAUGGACAACAAGUCAAAAUCGCUGACUUCAAUAUUUCGCGAGAAUCAAAAGAAACGUUUAUGACGACUGGAAUUGCUGGAACAGAUCCUUACUUGGCUCCUGAAAUGAUUAAUACUGACGGAAACAGUGCUCAAGUUUCUUGUUCUCAAGAUGUCUGGGCGCUUGGAAUCAUUUUUCAGAUGUUAUGUACUUUCAGGAUCGAUUUUAAAAAGAUUUUAUCGCAAAAACGAAUGUAA
Molecule: messenger RNA, 351 nt
Organism: Oikopleura dioica
Lineage: Eukaryota; Metazoa; Chordata; Appendicularia; Copelata; Oikopleuridae
Source: the annotation of a GenBank genome assembly